Molecule: messenger RNA, 2569 nt
Organism: Hevea brasiliensis (rubber tree)
Lineage: Eukaryota; Viridiplantae; Streptophyta; Magnoliopsida; Malpighiales; Euphorbiaceae
Exons: 14
Coding region: 542-2209 (555 amino acids)
Biological process (GO): peptidyl-serine phosphorylation; intracellular signal transduction
Molecular function (GO): ATP binding; protein serine/threonine kinase activity
Source: RefSeq, a predicted model, not a curated record
GAAUCUUGUCGGAUCUUUUUUUCAGCCGCCAGAUCCAGUGCAGUGAACACGUCUUUUAAAUUUUAAAAAUUCCUAGUAAUAUAGUCAAUAAAUAAAUAAAUAAAAUCACAAGAACUUAGAAAACCUAUAUAUAAAAUAGAAGCUCCAGCUUCAGCUCCUCCUCCUCCCUCCAUCCUUCCCAUUUCAAACCAGAGAGAAUAGCGCGGACAUCAACAGAAAUUCCCUUUACUAUUUUUCUCAUCAAAUUUUCUCUGCGUCCAAACACAUCACAUUAAUCCACUUCGAUCCAUUCCAUUCUUCUUUUCUUUUCUUUCAUCACAUUCAAAAAUAGCCACACCGCUCUUUCUUAACACAAAUUCAGAGUUAAAUCCGAUUUCUCUUCCGUAGGAUUUUCAUUUCUUUUUCUUUUUUUAUUUCCUUUUAUUUCACUGCAAUUCCGCUCCUCUUUUGCAAAUUCUACGAGGAUUUGUGGUUGUUUUCUGGAUAUGGUGGACGAUAGUGGCUGAGGAGGCGCGUCGUGUGGUUAGUUUUGAGGUUUCACAUGGAUUCGGCGAGGAGUUGGCUUCAGAAGCUUCAGCCGCGGGACAAGAUGAGGGCUUCUUCUAGGAAGAAAAAUACGUUUGAUGAAUGUAAAGAUGAGGAGAAAUCGCCAGAAGAUGAUGAAUCUCUUUCCAACACCACCAAGCAGAAAGUUGCUGCCGCUAAGCAGUAUAUUGAGAACCAUUAUAAGGAGCAAAUGAAGAAUCUCCAGGAGAGGAAGGAGCGACGAACGAUACUGGAAAAGAAGUUGGCUGACGCCGAUGUGUCGGAGGAAGAUCAGAACAACUUACUUAAGUUUUUGGAGAAGAAAGAAACUGAAUACAUGCGCCUGCAGAGGCAUAAAAUGGGUGUUGAUGACUUUGAAUUACUGACAAUGAUUGGCAAGGGUGCAUUUGGGGAGGUUAGAGUUUGUAGGGAAAAGACAACAGGUCAUGUCUAUGCCAUGAAGAAACUUAAGAAAUCAGAGAUGCUUCGUAGAGGCCAGGUUGAGCAUGUGAGAGCUGAAAGGAAUCUGCUUGCAGAGGUUGACAGCAAUUGCAUUGUAAAACUGUAUUGCUCUUUUCAAGAUGAAGAGUUUCUGUACCUCAUCAUGGAAUACCUGCCUGGUGGGGAUGUGAUGACUUUACUUAUGAGAAAAGAUACCUUGACAGAAGAUGAAGCUGGAUUUUAUGUUGCAGAAACAGUGUUAGCUAUUGAAUCUAUCCAUAAACACAAUUACAUUCACAGGGAUAUCAAGCCUGAUAACUUGCUACUUGAUAGAUAUGGACACUUGAGGCUGUCUGAUUUUGGACUGUGUAAACCAUUAGACUGUAGUACCAUCCAAGAAGGGGAUUUUUCAGUAGUUAACAACAGUGUUAAUGGGACUGGACAGAAUGAAGAAAGGCCUGAAGCUCCAAAGCGCACACAAAAGGAGCAACUACAACAUUGGCAGAAGAACAGAAGGAUGCUUGCUUAUUCCACUGUUGGUACUCCUGACUAUAUUGCUCCAGAAGUACUCCUGAAGAAAGGUUAUGGGAUGGAGUGUGAUUGGUGGUCACUUGGUGCUAUUAUGUAUGAAAUGCUUGUGGGGUAUCCACCUUUUUAUUCUGAUGAUCCUAUGUCAACCUGUAGGAAGAUAGUAAAUUGGAGAACCCAUUUAAAAUUUCCAGAAGAAGCAAAAUUAUCUCCAGAGGCAAAGGAUCUUAUUAGCAAACUCUUGUGUAAUGUCAACGAGAGAUUGGGAUCAAAUGGCGCAGUUGAAAUAAAGGCUCAUACUUUUUUUAAUGGUAUUGAAUGGGAUAAGCUUUAUACGAUGGAAGCUGCAUUUAUACCUGAGGUCAAGGAUGAGCUGGAUACUCAAAAUUUUGAAAAGUUUGAGGAGGCUGCGAACCAGACUCAAACUACUACAAAAACUGGCCCAUGGAGAAAGAUGCUCUCAUCUAAAGAUGUCAAUUUUGUGGGCUACACAUAUAAGAACUUUGAAAUUGUGAACGAUUAUCAAGUGCCUGGAAUGGCUGACUUGAAGAAGAAAAACAACAAACCAAAGAGGCCAUCAGUCAAGUCGCUCUUUGAAGCGGAGUCAGAGACAUCGAAAUCAUCCGAUGCUAGUGAACAAUCUGUUCAAGGGAGUUUUCUGAACCUCUUGCCUCCGCAGCUAGAAGUAUCUGAAAAGCAGAGGGAUUCCCUCUAACCCUGCCAAUGUACUGUCGGAUGAGGAGCUCCAUCACGUUAACCAACUGCAAUUUGACCUCCAAUUAUUAGACUUCAUUCUAAUGUUUCUCUCAACAUUUGGGUACGUUGCUUUACUGACAGUUGCGUAAAGUCAAUCUCAAAGGCUUUAAGGAAGUUCUGGGUUUGGGAGCAACUAUUUAGCUUUCACCCAGCUUGAGGAAUAGUUUAUAGAGAUUGCAACAAGAAAGGAUAAAAGAGUAGGCAAGAUACUAAUUAAUUCACUGUUGGAAUGUAAUUUAUUUAUUUUUACCGUUGGCUAAAAAAUGUUGUACAAAAUACACUCCUUUUAACUAAUCAUUUAUUUGAUUAUAUUUACAUA